GGGUCUGGCGCGGAGGAGGCAGCCUGGCGCGCGCUGGAAGCGUAUUGGCCGGCGUGGUUCGGCUCGCCGCCAAAAUUGGCCGGGGCCACGCCCCCUGGAGUUCGUCGGUGAGCUUGGCGCGGGAAAUCACGCGGGAGGUGUAUACUAAUGCUGGUCCCACUAAGGCCACUUGCAGAAGUUCAGCCCUACUGGUCAUACCUCCAUACCACAGCCAGCCAAGAGUAAGCCCCUGAUCAUGAAGAAGCCACGAGCAGCUGUGGGGAAUCGAAGUGGUCGCAGGAAGCAGGCAUCCAGCCAGGAGGGAAAGAAGAAAUGUGCCUUCAGCAGCAGCCAGUCCAAGCUGUCUGCCUCCAGUGGGACGAUCCCUGAGUUUUCUGAGACCCCAGCAGGGCUGGCCAGGCAGCAGAAGGCGUUAUUGCAGGCCUCUGUCUCCCCGUACCAUCUAUUCAGAGAUGUGGCCGAGGUCACAGCCUUCCAGGAGAGCUUGCUGGGCUGGUAUGACCGAAAGAAGCGGGACCUACCCUGGAGAAGGCUGGUGGAGGGUGAGGUGGACCUAGACAGGCGGGCAUACGCUGUGUGGGUCUCAGAGGUCAUGCUGCAGCAGACCCAGGUUGCCACAGUGAUCAACUAUUAUACUCGAUGGAUGCAGAAGUGGCCAACGCUGCAGGACCUGGCCAGUGCUUCCCUGGAGGAAGUUAACCAACUCUGGGCCGGCCUGGGUUAUUACUCUCGAGGCCGGUGGCUACAGGAAGGAGCCCGGAAGGUGGUAGAGGAGCUAGGGGGCCACAUGCCACGUACAGCAGAGACCCUGCAGCGGUUCCUACCUGGGGUAGGGCGGUACACAGCCGGAGCUAUUGCUUCCAUAGCCUUUGGCCAGGCCACCGGAGUGGUGGAUGGGAACGUCAUACGGGUGCUGUGCCGUGUCCGAGCCAUAGGUGCUGAACCCAGCAGCAGUCUUGUCUCCCAGCACCUCUGGAGCCUAGCCCAGCAGCUGGUGGACCCAGCCCGGCCAGGGGACUUUAACCAAGCAGCCAUGGAGUUGGGGGCCAUAGUGUGCACCCCACAGCGCCCACUCUGCAGCCACUGUCCUGUGCAGAACCUGUGCCGGGCACGCCAGAGGGUGGAGCGGGAGCAGCUCUCAGCCUCACAGAGCCUGCCGGGCAGUUGUGACUUGGAGGAGUGUGCUCCCAGCACUGGACAGUGCCUGCUGUGCGCACCUCCCACAGAGCUCUGGGACCAGACCCUGGGAGUAACCAACUUUCCCAGAAAGGCCAGCCGCAAGCCCCCCAGGGAGGAGUGCUCUGCCAUCUGUGUUCUGGAGCAGCCCAAGGCCCUUGGGGAUGCCCGCAUUCUGCUGGUGCAGAGGCCCAACUCAGGUCUGCUGGCAGGACUGUGGGAGUUCCCAUCCGUGAAUGUGAAUGCAGAAGCCUCAGGGCAGCAUCAGCGGGAGGCCCUGCUACAGGAACUGCAGAGUUGGGUUGGGUCCCUCCCCGACACCCGCCUUCAGCAUCUGGGGCAGGUGGUCCACACUUUCUCUCACAUCAAGAUGACAUACCAAGUAUAUGGUCUGGCCCUGGAAGAAAACACCCCAGUGACCAUUGUACCACCUGGCGCUCGCUGGCUGACCCGGGAGGACUUUCACACUGCAGCCGUCUCCACCGCCAUGAAAAAGGUGUUCCGCAUGUAUGAGGGCCAACAGCCUGGCACCUGCAAGGGUUCCAAAAGAUCCCAGGUGGCCACCCUGUCCAAAUGGAAAAAGCCCAGCCCAGGCCAGCAAGUCCUGGAGAGUUUCUUUCGGCCCCAGGUCCCCACUGAUGCACCCAGCCUCAACAGUGCAGCCCAGUGAUGCCUUUGGAAUCCUCCACCCAGCUGAGAAUCCUGUUUAAUAAAAUGCUUAUUUUUGUAGUCA
Molecule: messenger RNA, 1909 nt
Organism: Cervus elaphus (red deer)
Lineage: Eukaryota; Metazoa; Chordata; Mammalia; Artiodactyla; Cervidae
Gene: MUTYH
Product: mutY DNA glycosylase
Exons: 17
Coding region: 236-1846 (536 amino acids)
Biological process (GO): base-excision repair; mismatch repair
Cellular component (GO): nucleus
Molecular function (GO): 8-oxo-7,8-dihydroguanine DNA N-glycosylase activity; purine-specific mismatch base pair DNA N-glycosylase activity; adenine/guanine mispair binding
Source: RefSeq, a predicted model, not a curated record